Molecule: messenger RNA, 532 nt
Organism: Dimorphilus gyrociliatus
Lineage: Eukaryota; Metazoa; Annelida; Polychaeta; Dinophilidae
Source: the annotation of a GenBank genome assembly
AAUGUUUGUUUCUCCUAGGCAUUUGCAAAAUAAAACUGCAAAAUUUAGCAAAGAUCGACAAGAAUAUUUGCAGCAAUUGGUAACAGAAUAUUCAACAACUGUUGAAAUUGAAGCCAAGCAGCAGAUCGUCGCAAACUUGGCAAACUUUUGCUACGAUCCGAUAAACUUUGAUUAUAUGGAAAAAUUAAAUAUAAUUGACUUAUUUACAGAUGUUUUACAAGACAACGAUGAAAAAUUAAUAGAAUUUGCAAUAGCUGGUUUAUGUAACCUAACUGCUCACGUUAAUUUCCAGGAAAAAGUAAUGCAAACACCUGACUGUUUACAAUUAAUUAUGAAAUGCUUAUCAAGGGAUUGUGAGGAAACAUUAAUAUCAGCAAUGACUACACUCAUUCAGCUGCUCCAUAGCCAGAAGGAUAAACUUACCGUUGUUGAAAUAGUUAACGCUAUGAAAACAUUAUCUUUCUCGGAAAAUAAAAGAAUAAAAAAUUUAGCUCUCUUAUUUUUAAAAGAUACUGGAACUGUACCUUAUUAA